UGACCUCUGACCCCUCACCCCCCCCCGCCGGCCGGGACGCCCCCCAGGCCGGCGGGACGGGUCGGGGCCCGGCGGAGGCUCCCCAGACAUGCCCGGCGGACGGAGGGGCCCCAGCCGGCAACAGCUCAGCCGCUCGGCCUUGCCCUCGCUCCAGACCCUGGUGGGCGGGAACUGUGCCAACGGAGCCGCCCUGAGGACCAGGAACGGCGGCCCGGUGAGCCUGCCGUCCGCCCCCGUGACGGCGCUGAUCACGCCCGAGCCCGUGCGGCACCGCCAGAUCCCGGACCUGCCCGCGGACGGGAGCCUGCUCUUCGAGGCCCUCUUCUUGGUCUACUUGCUGGUCGCCCUCUUCACCCAGUACAUCAACAUCUACAAAACCGUCUGGUGGUAUCCCUACAACCACCCCGCCUCCUGCACCUCCCUGAAUUUCCACCUCAUCGACUACCACCUGGCCGCGUUCAUCGCCGUGAUGUUGGCGCGCAGGCUGGUGUGGGCCCUGGUCUCGGAGGCCUCCCGCGCGGAUGCCCGCUCCCUGGGCAGGUACCUGGCCCUGAUCGCGGCCCGCCUGGCGCUCCUCACCCUGUGCGGCUGGCUGCUGUGCUGGACCCUCAUCAACCUGUUCCGGAGCCACUCCGUCCUCAACCUCCUCUUCCUCGGCUACCCGUUCGGCGUCUACGUGCCCCUCUCCUGCUUCCACCAAGACGGGCGCCCGCGCCCGCCCUCGCCGCCCGCCUACGGCUUGGUGGUCGCUGCCGCGGAGGAGGAGGAGGAGGAGGAGGAGGAGGAGGAUGAGGAGGAAGGGGCCGGAGGCGGGGGCCGGCCCAAGGAUCUGGUGGCCAUGCUGCGGGCAUCCCUGCGGGAGCAGUGGCACCGCGCCCCGCCCCUGCCCAGCCACAGCUGCCCGCCGUCGCCCGCCCUGAUCCGCAGCGAGGUGGACGGCCUCAAGGCCGACUUCAACCGCCGCCUCAAGGAAGUGCUCUUCAAUUCCCUGUCCAGCGCCUACUACGUAGCUUUCCUGCCCCUCUGCUUCGUCAAGAGCACGCAGUACUACGACAUGCGCUGGUCCUGCGAGCACCUGAUCAUGGUGUGGGUCAACGCCUUCGUCAUGCUGACGGCCCAGCUGUUGCCGCCCAAGUAUUGCGACCUGCUGCACCGGGCCGCCGCCCACCUGGGCAGCUGGCAGAAGCUCGAACACGGCUCCUACAGCAACGCGCCGCAGCACAUCUGGUCGGAAAGCACCAUAUGGCCUCAGGGAGUAUUGGUCCGUCACAGUCGCUGCCUCUACCGGGCCGUGGGCCCCCAUAACGUAGCCGUGCCUUCGGACGUCUCCCACGCCCGCUUCUACUUCCUCUUCCACCGGCCGCUGCGACUGCUGAACGUGCUGCUCGUGAUGGAGGGCGGCCUGGUGCUGUACCAGCUGUGCUCCCUGCUCCGCGCCGACAAGUGGAACCACACUCUGUCCCUGGCCCUCGUCCUCUUCUGCAACUACUACGUCUUCUUCAAGCUGCUGCGGGACCGCCUCGUCCUCGGCCGCGCCUACUCCUUCCCCGCCAACUACCGUCUCAAGGCCUGCUAGGCCCGCCGGCCCCCGCCACAGAGACUCUUUUCAUACGGUUCUAUUUUUUUCGGUUAUCCCCCCCCUGUUUAUAAGUAUUUAAGAUAUUUUAUAUUUUGUAUACGGUCGUGUUUCGCGAGGGGAGGGGGGGCUAUUAAACGGCUCCGGAAA
Messenger RNA from Tachyglossus aculeatus (Australian echidna), 1726 nucleotides. It is a transcript of the gene TMEM39A, whose product is annotated as transmembrane protein 39A. Bases 89 to 1576 code for a protein of 495 amino acids. Lineage: Eukaryota; Metazoa; Chordata; Mammalia; Monotremata; Tachyglossidae. The record is from RefSeq and is a predicted model, not a curated record. Gene Ontology annotation, cellular component: endoplasmic reticulum membrane. Gene Ontology annotation, biological process: negative regulation of autophagosome assembly; negative regulation of autophagosome maturation. The transcript has 9 exons.